This is a messenger RNA of Colius striatus (speckled mousebird), 978 nucleotides long. RefSeq names its product purine rich element binding protein A (gene PURA). The transcript has a single exon. Bases 1 to 957 code for a protein of 318 amino acids. Gene Ontology annotation, molecular function: DNA-binding transcription factor activity, RNA polymerase II-specific; RNA polymerase II transcription regulatory region sequence-specific DNA binding; purine-rich negative regulatory element binding. Gene Ontology annotation, cellular component: nucleus. Lineage: Eukaryota; Metazoa; Chordata; Aves; Coliiformes; Coliidae. Gene Ontology annotation, biological process: regulation of transcription by RNA polymerase II. The record is from RefSeq and is a predicted model, not a curated record.
AUGGCGGACAGAGACAGCGGCAGCGAGCAGGGCGGCGGCGGCGGGGGCGCGGCGGGCGCCGGGGGGCCGGGCUCGGGCGGCGGCGGCGGCGGCGGCGGCGGCCCGGGCGGCGGCCUGCAGCACGAGACGCAGGAGCUGGCCUCCAAGCGGGUGGACAUCCAGAAUAAGCGCUUCUACCUGGACGUCAAGCAGAACGCCAAGGGCCGCUUCCUCAAGAUCGCCGAGGUGGGGGCGGGCGGCAACAAGAGCCGCCUGACCCUCUCCAUGUCGGUGGCCGUCGAGUUCCGCGACUACCUGGGCGACUUCAUCGAGCACUACGCGCAGCUGGGGCCCAGCCAGCCCCCCGAGCUGGCGCAGGCGGCCGACGAGCCCCGGCGGGCGCUCAAGAGCGAGUUCCUGGUGCGGGAGAACCGCAAGUACUACAUGGAUCUGAAGGAGAACCAGCGCGGGCGCUUCCUCCGCGUCCGCCAGACCGUCAACCGCGGCCCGGGGCUGGGCUCCACGCAGGGCCAGACCAUCGCCCUGCCGGCCCAGGGCCUGAUCGAGUUCCGCGACGCCCUGGCCAAGCUCAUCGACGACUACGGGGUGGAGGAGGAGCCGGCCGAGCUGCCCGAGGGCACCUCCUUGACUGUGGACAACAAGCGCUUCUUCUUCGACGUGGGCUCCAACAAGUACGGCGUCUUCAUGCGGGUGAGCGAGGUGAAGCCCACCUACCGCAACUCCAUCACCGUCCCCUACAAGGUCUGGGCCAAGUUCGGCCACACCUUCUGCAAGUACUCGGACGAGAUGAAGAAGAUCCAGGAGAAGCAGCGGGACAAGCGCGCCGCCGCCGCCGCCGCUCCCCCCGCGGGCGCCGGGGCCGAGCCGCCCCCGGAGGCCGAGGCCGCCGCCGCCGCUGCCGCCGCCGCCGGGCCGCCCGGCGCCCUGCUGCAGGCCGAGGAGCCCGAGGAGGACUGACCGCCCGCCCCCCGGGACGCG